GGACUCUGGCUAUAACCGCAUGACUGAUUUCGGCGCUCCUCGCCCGGCCCGCAGCGGGUUAAGGCGAGCGCCCACAAUGCCUCGCGCCCUGCAACGUCGGCGGCGCCGGGCGGGAUCGGGCCUCGGCCGGGACCGGGAUUGGGAUUGAGAUCGGGAUCGGGAUCAGGACCAGGACCGAGAUAGGGUCAGCAGCUGCUCAGGGUCGCGAAAGCAGAGGCCGGAGGGCUUGGCGGAACCCGGCCAUGUUCUGAGGGAGGCUGCAGGACGCCGCUGGGAUCCGGGGACCGCAGGUGUGCCUGAAGGAAUCGCCCUUCUCUUGGCCCUACGAGGCGCUGGCUGAGGCGGAAUCAUGGCAAGUCCAAGAACAAGGAAAGUCCUCAAGGAAGUCAGAGCACAAGAUGAGAACAAUGUGUGUUUUGAAUGUGGUGCAUUUAACCCCCAGUGGGUGAGUGUGACCUAUGGAAUUUGGAUCUGUCUGGAGUGCUCAGGAAAACACCGAGGCUUGGGAGUUCACCUCAGUUUUGUGCGUUCUGUAACCAUGGACAAGUGGAAGGAUAUUGAACUGGAGAAAAUGAAGGCUGGAGGUAACAGCAAAUUCCGACAGUUCUUGGAGUCUCAAGAUGAUUAUGAUCCAUGCUGGACAAUGCAAGAGAAAUACAACAGCAAAGCUGCUGCUCUGUUUAGAGACCAGGUAGCUACAGUAGCUGAAGGCAAGGAGUGGUCCAUUGAAACUUCUCCUGCCAGGAACUGGACCCCACCUCAGCCUAAAAUGUCUCUGUCUUCUGCUCACCGUUCUGCUGGACAAUCUCAGACUGCAACUGCCUCUUCUGACAAGGCUUUUGAAGACUGGUUAAAUGAUGAUGUCAGCUCCUACCAAGGUGGCCAAGAGAAUCGUUACGUGGGGUUUGGGAACACAGUAAACCCUCCAAAAAAAGAGGAUGACUUCCUGAAUAAUGCCAUGUCCUCAUUAUACUCGGGAUGGAGCAGUUUUACAACUGGAGCAAGCAAAAUUGCCUCAGCUGCUAAAGAGGGUGCUACCAGAUUUGGAUCUCAAGCAAGUCAAAAGUUUUGGGGCUACAAGCAGCAGCCAGAGCCGGCAUCAGAGUUAGGUCAGACAUUAAAUGAAAAUGUUCUCAAACCUGCACAGGAAAAGGUGAAAGAGGGGAAAAUAUUUGAGGAGGUCACCACGGGGGUAUCGCAAUUGGCCAGCAAGGUUCAGGGAGUUGGGAGUAAGGGAUGGAGAGAUGUCACCACUUUCUUUUCAGGCAAACCAGAUGAUAAUUCUGACAGACCCGCUGAGGGAGACAGCUACCAGAACAGUGCAGGGGAGGGCUACCAGAACAAUGCUGUAGAUCAAAGCUUCUGGGAGACCUUUGGCAACUCAGAUCCACCAAAAGCUCAUAAAUCUCCAAGCAGUGAGAGCUGGACCUAUGUGGACAAUUCCACAGAGAAGAAGAGCUCGGAUAGCUGGGACGUGUGGGGCUCGGGAACGGUCUCCAACAAGAACAGUAACAGCGACAGCUGGGAGAACUGGGAGACCAACUGGGAGAACACAGGAGGGGAGAGCAAGACCAGAAAACCUACCAAGGCAACAAAAAAUGCGUGGGAUGACUUUUAGAACUCUGUUAACCCUGCUCUGCACAGCUGGGAAGGGGAGGCUGUGCUGGCUGAUGGAGGAGAGGGAGUUUUACACACACCUGGAGUAUCAUGGUUGACCUUUCUGAUCUGUUUGUGCUUCCCAUUCAUUCUCCUUCCUUCUGCCCCAGUAUAGGGAAAAAAAUCCUAGCAUCUGAAUCUUUUCUUACAUAAAGGUGGCUCUCCCUUUUUUAAGGAUAGUGAUAAGUUUACUUUCCUUGCACUAUCAGAGCUGGCUACAGCAACUUUCUUAACACAAAUGUUAAAGGAAAGAAAUCAGUGCAAGGACACUUCCAUGGCACAACCUUGCAUGUAUAGGUUAAUAGGUAUUCAUCCAGUCCUCAUCUAAUUUGAGAUUUGGGGUGUUUAAUACAAACAAAGGACAGGGUGUGACUUGGAAAGACAGCCAUUACCUGGGCAAGCUGCAGUUGAAUACAUCGAGUUCCAAUGCCUUAUGGAUUGCUCUGACUACAGGAGGUCUGGCAAUUCAAGAUGGUCUUUAACAUAUUUUUUAUUGGAGCUUUGUUUUUAAACAUUGUGACACUAUUUUUUUUUAGUAGUUGAAAACUUACUUUUCCCCUUUAGAAUUCCGAAGGAAUCUAGAGCUAGAUAAUGAUUUGUGUGAACUUACAGGUUUGACCUGAGCUCUCAAGGGAUAUCCAGAAUGGCUCUACUUGCCCACCUUACUCAAUGGAUUGAGUUUGCACUGUGCAUCUCUGCUACACAGAAAAACAAAGCUUUGGUGUUUUCUUUCCUCACCUACACCCUUGCCCCAGUUUGAGUGUUUUAUGUUCUCUCUUUUUUCUCUUUCUUCCUUCUACCUGUGUAGUAUUUUAUUAAUGCUGUUUAAAAUGAAGUCUUUUUGCUGCUUAUGUCCUUCUGGACAUCUGUUUGGCAACCUGGCAGCAAAAAAUAAAAUUAUAAAGAAGAUUCCAGCAAGAACAAAUGGGUGGAAAAUACAAGAACAUUGAGCAAAGAGCCUGGCAGCAAGUCCCUUUCAAGAUGAGUAGAUGUCUGGAUUUAAUAGUAAAAUUUAAUUUAAGCAGACGUUUUCCAAAUGAUUCUUUAGUGUGUCAAGCUGUAUCUCUGUUUCUGUCAUAUAUUUCUCCACAUUUUCUUCCUUGAUCUUGUUAAAGAAACACUAUUUUGGAAACUUGAGAAACUGUCAGCAUUAAGGACUGGAACGGGAAAUUCAGUUACGUGUCAGUUUUGACCCAACAAAUGGCUUUGCAUGACACAAAACAUAACUUCUAGAGAAGAAUUAAGACUUUUAACAUCAAAGGUAUCAUAGGUAUCCCAUUUUAUUUUGGGGGAUGUGUUGUGAAUGUACCCUCAGCACAAAAACAAUCGGCUCGCUUGAAAACUCAAAUCAUGAUGUUCUCUGAUCUGCUUUUCCAGCAUGGAGUUCUUUCUGUGAACCCUGUAGAUGCUAUUAUUUAUCUAAAAAGCCUUUUCUUUUAAAAACUGGUUAAUUUGUUCAACAACCAACCAAAGGUGUCAAAGUUACCUUAAAUAACACUCCACUUAUUUUACUCCUCACGGAGGUUUUAAGCAGAUAGUAUUAUCAACAGUUUAAAAAGGGAAGAAAAUUAAUUUCCUCAUAAGUAGCAUAUUUUAAAGGCUUAAUUCUGAGUAGAAGUAGCUCUAUUUAUAGCCUCAAUCUGUAUUUCUAUUGCUAGGAUCUUUGAGACAGUGAACAGAAUAUUUUUCCAGUCUUCCUUCACUGUGUUCUGCGAGAGUUGGGAUUUCUUUUCCCCCCUUGCCUCUCCUGAGAGUGUAGUCUGAAGCUCGUGGUCUCCAAGCCUCUGCAGCAGGACCCAGAGCUGUUCAGACCCAAGUGCUGCUCCAGGCUGAGCCAUUCCCAAGGUGUCCCUGCUGUCACAGCCCCUUUGGAAGUGCCAAAGGCACAAGAGCUCUUGGUUUUCAGUGCUGCUCAUGGUACCACUGGCAGCAGUUCACAGCCUGACUAAAACAAGGAUUUCUUUCUACUUUUUCUCCAGUUCCAAGUAUAACUUUGUCAUAGCUUAGCUGCAUGUCAAACAUAACUUUGUUUUUUUUAUGCUUACACCUCUGUUGCCUCCUUGUCAAUGUGUCUGCCUGCCCAGUCUGAAGCUGAUUCAGGUUCUUCUGUACAAGUUUAUUACAGUUUCUCAUUCAUAAACCUCCUGAAAUGGCUUGUGGCAGGAAAACCUUUAUUUCAAUCCACUCACUUAGUGGUAUUGUGAUAUUUGUGUGCACGUUCUCCUCAGCUGUGAGCUUUGCCUGGGACAAAAGUGGUUUAUUUAUGUAUCACUUGCAGCCAUGAUUGGUAUGAGCCAUUUGUUUGUUCUUCUGAUUUGAUUUUUGUAGCUUUUGAAACUUCUGUGUUCUAAAUCAAACAGCCAGAGAGCCCUGCUCAAGCAGAAGCUUUGGGUAAGGAUUUUUCCUCCAGUUGAGGAGGCAGGGACAGAACAGUUGCUGUCUCUUUCUGCAGUGUUGUAGAGAAGCAACAAAAUGCUACAACUGACAGAUAUUACUGGAAGAUCCAAAUAAACUGAUGUAAUGGCAGAAGGUGUAACUGCAGACACAAAACCAGUGUGCCAGCUGGUCAAUUUGAUGGGAAAAUGGGCAUUUUUUAGUGACUUUUCUGAGCCUAAAUAUGUGAUCAUGCCUUCUAGAGGAGAGGACAAAAUGAGGGCAUUUUCUUUUUUUUCCACACCUGCUGUUUUAUUGAAUUUUACUUUUUUUUCAAAGUAGGUGUCUGGGAGGUUUCUGUACCAUGAAGAAAUGCAUCCCAUCACAUUGCACGUGCAGAAUUCUGUUUUUUAAUUGUUUCCCCUCUCCCCUUUUGGCCUGGUGAGGAUCAGAGGCAUUGAGUGCAGGCUGCUGGAGCUGAGGCUGCCUGGCUGAGUGAGGAUCCAGCCAUGAACCUGAGCAUGUGGUUUGGCAGGGCCGUGGUGUCACCGUGAGCUCCACCUGUGCAGGGGUGACCAGGGCUCUGCUCCCCUUUCAUCCCACUCCCUGGAGUCACAGAUUUCAGUCCUACAAGCAGACUGCCAGGAGAUGUGCAGUAGGUGGAAUUGCUUUACAGAUUGGACAUUGCAAUGGCUGGUUCAAAUGCCCUGGUGACCCAAGUUUUUAUUUCUUUGUAUGGCUUUUGGAAAAUACAGAGCAGCUGGAUUCCUGCAGGUAGUCUAAUAAAAGAAAAAUAUCAAGAAAUCAAAGUGCCACUUGCAAAAGAAUGAAAGUAUUCGAGAAUGCUCCCAAACAUAAUCCUGGGAGUUAGGGAUUAUUUUGAAACGUUUCAUUUGUGUCUUGAAACCUCUUAAUAAUUAGUACAAUUCAAGAAGUGCUUGGCCAUCUCUCCCUCAUGGUUGAGACCUCAUGGAUAAUGCUGCUGCUUUUGUUUUCCAGGCCAGACUGUAACAUUCCAUGGGUUCAUAAUGUACUUGUCAGUGUAAUGGUCUGUGCAAUAAUUUAACAAGUGUAGAUAAAACCUUUGUUUAAUCCAGGAUACAUUUAAAGAUACAGUGGUCCUCUUGGAGAGUAGCAGUCUACACAAGUAUUUCAGUUCUUAGCUUAUUUUGGCUGAAAUACUAAAUUUCAGUGACACAGGUAAAGGUUUGAGCAAUCAGUGAUUUAAACAGAAAUCAAGAAACAUUUCCUUGGCCGUUAUUAAGAGUUUGAUCCUAAUGGCUGAGUGGCCUCUAGCUGCAGAACCCUCUUUCAUUUCCAUGCCAGCAGAAACUUGGUCAGUCUGGAGUACUGUAUCUUUAAUUUUCCUGCUCUGUUUUUUUGUGAAGUUCACAGGAAUGGCGAUUUCAGUGAACACUAUUCAUUGUUCUGGACUUGAACUGCAGUGUCAUCUUUAAAAGAGUAUUAUAAUAAAGAGAUAUGGAGCAGAA
Parus major (Great Tit) is the source of this 5519-nucleotide messenger RNA. RefSeq names its product ADP ribosylation factor GTPase activating protein 1 (gene ARFGAP1). Gene Ontology annotation, biological process: regulation of ARF protein signal transduction; regulation of endocytosis. Gene Ontology annotation, cellular component: Golgi membrane. Bases 350 to 1618 code for a protein of 422 amino acids. Gene Ontology annotation, molecular function: GTPase activator activity. The transcript is spliced from 15 exons. NCBI's taxonomy places the organism in Eukaryota, Metazoa, Chordata, Aves, Passeriformes, Paridae. The record is from RefSeq and is a predicted model, not a curated record.